Molecule: messenger RNA, 3869 nt
Organism: Pterocles gutturalis (yellow-throated sandgrouse)
Lineage: Eukaryota; Metazoa; Chordata; Aves; Pterocliformes; Pteroclidae
Gene: KIF1B
Product: kinesin family member 1B
Exons: 30
Coding region: 11-3586 (1191 amino acids)
Source: RefSeq, a predicted model, not a curated record
UCGUAUCAUCAUGGGUAAAAAUCAUGUCUUCAGAUUCAACCACCCAGAGCAAGCACGAGCAGAAAGAGAGAAAACACCAUCAGCUGAGACUCCCUCUGAGCCAGUUGACUGGACGUUUGCUCAGAGGGAGCUUCUGGAGAAGCAGGGCAUUGACAUGAAACAGGAGAUGGAGAAAAGAUUACAAGAGAUGGAGAUUUUGUAUAAGAAGGAGAAGGAGGAAGCUGAUCUCUUGCUGGAGCAGCAAAGGCUGGACUAUGAGAGUAAGCUGCAGGCCUUACAGAAGCAGGUAGAGACACGGUCCUUGGCAGCUGAAACAACAGAGGAGGAAGAAGAAGAGGAAGAAGAAGUGCCCUGGACACGACAUGAGUAUGAACUUGCACAGUGGGCUUUCAGGAAGUGGAAAUGUCACCAGUUUACUUCACUGAGGGACCAACUCUGGGGAAAUGCAGUGUAUCUGAAAGAAGCCAAUGCAAUCAGUGUAGAGUUAAAGAAAAAGGUGCAGUUUCAAUUUGUCCUGCUGACAGACACCCUCUACUCCCCGCUGCCACCAGAGCUUUUGCCCACUGAGCUGGAGAAGACGCGGGACAAAAGGCCUUUCCCCCGUACAGUGGUAGCUGUGGAAGUCCAGGAUCUGAAGAAUGGAGCAACGCAUUACUGGUCCUUAGAAAAACUCAAGCAGAGGUUGGACCUGAUGCGCGAGAUGUAUGACAGAGCUGGGGAAAUGGCGUCCAGUACACAGGAUGAGAGUGAAAGCACCAUGACAGGCAGUGACCCCUUUUAUGAUCGCUUCCAUUGGUUCAAGCUUGUUGGAAGCUCCCCCAUAUUCCAUGGCUGCGUGAAUGAGCGUCUUGCUGAUCGCACGCCCUCCCCCACUUUCUCCACGGCUGACUCCGACAUCACUGAACUGGCUGAUGAACAGCAGGAUGAGAUGGAGGACUUUGAUGAUGAGGCCUUUGUGGAUGAUACUGGCUCCGACGCUGGAACUGAGGAGGGAUCAGACCUCUUCAAUGAUGGGCGCGACCCGUUUUACGACCGAUCCCCUUGGUUCAUUUUAGUGGGAAGAGCAUUUGUGUACCUGAGCAAUCUACUGUACCCGGUGCCUCUUAUUCACCGAGUAGCUGUUGUUAGUGAGAAAGGAGAAGUACGAGGAUUUCUGCGAGUAGCAGUGCAAGCUAUAGCAGCUGAUGAAGAAGCCCCAGAUUAUGGAUCUGGUAUUCGACAGUCUGGCACAGCCAAAAUUUCGUUCGACAAUGAAUAUUUUGAUAAGAGUGAUUUUUCUUCAGUUGCGAUGACGCGGUCUGGACUGUCAUUGGAAGAAUUAAGAAUUGUGGAAGGACAAGGACAGAAUUCGGAUGUCACCACUCCUCCAGAGGAGAUCAACAGAAUGAAUGAGCUAGACUUGAAGUCAGCCACUUUGGAUGGAAAGAUGACGAUGGAGGGAUUCACUGAGGAGAUUGGUGAUCACCUGAAGCUGGGUAGCGUGUUUACCUUCCGUGUGACAGUGCUUCAGGCCAGCGGCAUCCUUCCUGAAUAUGCAGAUAUUUUCUGCCAGUUCAACUUUUUACAUCGGCAUGAUGAAGCUUUCUCAACAGAACCUCUCAAAAACAAUGGUCGAGGAACUCCACUUGGGUUUUAUCAUGUUCAGAAUAUUGCUGUGGAAGUGACGGAAUCAUUUGUGGAGUACAUCAAAACAAAGCCUAUUGUGUUUGAAGUCUUUGGACAUUAUCAGCAGCAUCCUCUCCAUCUGCAAGGACAGGAUCUCAACAGUCCUCCACAACCUUCCCGAAGAUUCUUUCCUCCCCCUAUGCCACUCUCAAAGCCAGUGCCAGCUACAAAGCUAAAUACUAUGAGCAAAACCAGCUUGGGCCAGAGUGUGAGCAAAUACGAUCUCCUUGUGUGGUUUGAGAUCAGCGAAUUGGAGCCAACGGGGGAGUAUAUUCCUGCGAUUGUGGACCACACGGGAGGCCUGCCCUGCCAGGGGACAUUCCUGCUUCACCAGGGCAUCCAGCGUAGAAUCACAGUCACCAUUAUCCAUGAGAAGGGCAGUGAGUUGCACUGGAAAGAUGUGCGAGAGCUGGUUGUUGGACGUAUAAGAAAUAAAGCAGAGGUAGAUGAAGCUGCUGUGGAUGCUAUUUUGUCUCUGAAUAUUAUUUCUGCAAAAUACCUGAAGUCCUCUCACAGCUCCAAUAGGACUUUCUAUCGGUUUGAAGCAGUUUGGGAUAGCUCCUUGCAUAACUCCCUUCUCCUCAAUCGAGUGACACCAUACGGAGAGAAGAUUUAUAUGACCCUUUCUGCUUACCUGGAGCUUGACCACUGUAUCCAGCCUGCAGUUAUAACAAAGGAUGUUUGUAUGGUAUUUUACUCACGAGAUGCCAAGAUCUCCCCCCCACGAUCACUACGCAAUCUCUUUGGCAGUGGUUACUCCAAAUCUCCAGAUUCCAAUCGAGUAACCGGGAUCUAUGAACUAAGUUUAUGCAAAAUGGCAGACACAGGAAGUCCAGGAAUGCAGAGGCGGAGGAGGAAAGUCCUGGAUACAUCUGUGGCAUAUGUGCGAGGAGAAGAGAACCUGGCAGGUUGGAGGCCCAGGGGUGACAGCCUCAUUCUAGAGCAUCAGUGGGAAUUGGAGAAACUGGAGCUGUUGCAUGAAGUGGAAAAAACCCGACAUUUCCUUUUGCUUCGUGAAAAGCUUGGUGACAGCAUCCCCAAGUCCCUGAGUGACUCAUUGUCUCCCAGUCUGAGCAGUGGAACUCUCAGUACCUCCACCAGCAUUUCCUCACAAAUUUCGACUACAACGUUUGAGAGUGCCGUGACGCCCAGCGAGAGCAGCGGCUAUGACUCAGCAGAUAUAGAGAGCCUGGUGGAUCGGGAGAAAGAGCUGGCCACCAAGUGUCUGCAGCUUCUUACUCACACUUUCAAUCAGGAAUUUAACCAGGUGUACAACAGCAUCAGUGAUUGUAAGUUGUCGGAUAUUUCUCCAAUUGGGCGGGACCCAUCAGUGUCGAGUUUCAGCAGUGCCACCCUCACACCUUCAUCUACCUGCCCUUCUCUGGUGGAUUCAAGAUGCAAUUCAAUUGAUCAGAAGACACCAGAAGCAAAUUCUCGUGCCUCCAGUCCCUGUCAUGAGGUGGAACAGUUCCAGCUAAUUCCUGCAGUAGAAACCUCCUAUCUUGCCAGAGCUGGAAAGAAUGAAUUCCUAAACCUUGUUCCUGAUAUUGAGGAAAUUAGACCAGGCUCUGUGGUCUCCAAGAAAGGAUACCUCCACUUCAAGGAGCCACUGUCCAGCUCCUGGGCCAAGCACUUUGUGGUGGUUCGCCGUCCCUAUGUUUUUAUUUACAACAGUGACAAAGAUCCUGUAGAAAGAGGAAUCAUAAACUUAUCCACAGCUCAGGUGGAAUACAGUGAGGAUCAACAGGCAAUGGUAAAGAUGCCCAACACAUUUGGUGUGUGCACAAAGCAUCGCGGGGUCCUGCUCCAGGCCAUCAAUGACAAAGACAUGAAUGACUGGUUAUAUGCCUUCAAUCCACUUCUUGCUGGCACAAUACGGUCAAAACUGGCUCGAAGACGCACGGGCCAGCUGAAGUACUGAGUCCAUGUAAUGUUCUCAUCUGUUCUCCCUAACUCACUUUCUGAUAGAUAAAGUGUUACCUCUCAUUUUCUCUUUGUGAUUCUUGACAGUUUCUCUUGUAUGUAAUCCUGUGGCUUAACAUCCCCUACCUUCCCAACUCCUUCAGCACAUUUUCUGGGUAUUCCAACCCUACCUUGUUUCUUUUCACUUGUGCCGAGAGUCCUUCUAGUAGCAUGUGGCCAAACAAAAAGAGAAAGAAAAAAAAAAAUCAAAAAAAUCGAGUGAUUAUGCACGACUCUAAAAA